Molecule: messenger RNA, 1586 nt
Organism: Leptonychotes weddellii (Weddell seal)
Lineage: Eukaryota; Metazoa; Chordata; Mammalia; Carnivora; Phocidae
Source: RefSeq, a predicted model, not a curated record
CCCCGCAGGUAUGACGCUGGACGGGACGGCUUCAUUGACCUGAUGGAGCUGAAGCUGAUGAUGGAGAAGCUGGGGGCCCCCCAGACCCACCUGGGCCUGAAAAACAUGAUCAAGGAAGUGGAUGAGGACUUUGACGGCCAGCUCAGCUUCCGCGAGUUCCUGCUCAUAUUCCACAAGGCCGCCGCUGGGGAGCUGGAAGAGGACAGCGGGCUGAUGGCGCUGGCCAAGCUCUCCGAGAUCGAUGUGGCCCAAGAGGGUGUCAAAGGUGCCAAGGACUUCUUUGAAGCUAAGGUCCAAGCUUUGUCCUGUGCCAGUAAGUUUGAAGCUGAGCUAAAAGCGGAGCAAGAUGAGCGGAAGCGGGAGGAGGAGAAGAGGAGGCUCCGCCAAGCGGCCUUCCGGGAGCUCAAGGCUGCUUUCAGCACAUAGUUGGGCGACCUUGACCUCCAUCCACCCAGUGCCUCACAGAUGCCCCCGAGAGUGCUGGCUGGGCAUCCUCACCCCUGCCACUCCUGCCCCCCAGCCAGCCUUCGCACCCACCACCCGAUGCAAACUCAGCCUCAUGGGGCGACAGCCAAGGCUCUCGUCCCUGUGUGGGAGCCCCUCCCAAGGGUCCUGGGAUGAGCCAACUGCCCCCCCUUGCUUCUCUUUCCUGCCCUCCUCCUGCUGUAGCCAGAUCGUGCGUCUACUUGGCAACUUGUACUUUUUCCUUGUGCCUUUGCCGUUCUGCAUCGAAGAGUGUUACUUUGUGCAGAUAUUUGUUUCUUUGCUGGUCCUCAGAGGAGAUAGCCCCUGGAGGGCUCUGAUGUUAAUGUCACCCCAUUUUCUUGGGUAAUUCUCUGCGCCUCUCCUCUCUGGGUCUCCCUCCCCUUUGUUUCUUAUCCACCUUCCCUGUUUUCAUUCUGAGCCUGAUUCUGCCAGUUGCUUUUGCUGCUUCUGUCUUUUGAUGAUGGUGAGGUUGAAGGCAAACCAGGCUGGACCACUGCCUGUCCCCUCUUCAACAGGGGGAGUGGCAUGCUGCUGAGAUGACAGAAUAGUAGAAAAAUAGAACAUUCUGUUCCUAUCACCUUUCUCCUGUCCUUGUAGCAUUCCCCACGGACCCAACCUCUUCAUUACUCCCUCUAUUCAUGUCUUCUCAUUUCAGCCUUUCCUCCUGCUCUUAAAUACUGUCCUACUCACCUGUAAGAGUAAAAGAAAAAUCGGAAGUGAUACUAAUGCGUAGAAGAAUCCCUGUUAAUUCUGACUAUGCAAAUUAUAUUGUAGCAGACGCCUACAUUCCCAAGUGACAAAUCCAGAGCUUUUCAAAACCCCCAAAGUCAUGACCAUCCUCAUCUGGCCAGUUUCCAGCUUUUGCUCCCAAGACAUUGAGGUGAUGCUGUUCUACACCCAGGGCAAAUUUUUAUAUGUUGUGCGUUCUUGGGAUUGCUCGCAAAUACCAGGGGUUUGCUGUAUUUUUAAAAAUACUUCCCAGCAUCAUAUUUAUUACUUUUCUUUUGUAACUGCUGUCUUUACAACAGGAAAACAUCUGCAUUUCUACUUUACAGCUGUCUCUUUUUAAAUAAACUGUGCAAAUGGACUUUGCCAUCACA